CCGAUUCAGCCUUGCGACAGCAACUGUUGAUGCCGACACAGUCGCCGCAGCCGCCUCCGCCCUCUCUGCUAACUCAAACAGCGGCAAACAACAGCAGCAACAACAUCGGCGGCGGCGGCUACAAACCGCCAAGUCGAAAGCGAAAUCGAUCGAAAAAGAAAGUUCCGCCUGGCGGUGAUGAGCAGCAGCAGCAGCCACCUCUGAAAGCCACCUGCCACUCGGCAAAUUGCAUCAAUGCACCGAAAAAUAUGGUUAUUACCACCACCUCUAACAGCAACAACAACAAUGGCAACAGCAGCAACCUGCACCAGCAACUGCACAGCAGCAACUGCAGCAAGAGCUUGGUAGCACCAAACGGUCAAAACUUGCAGCUACUGGCGGCGAUUCCAAUGCCCGCCGCCACCAGCACUUCAGGCGGCAUUCCCUGCGGUCAUCAGUUUCGCUUUCCAGCAAAUCCCAGCCACUCUCCGGCGGUUUCCUGCGGUGAAGCCUCUGGUGGAACAAAUGGAAAUGGAAACGGAAACGGAAACGGUGGAAACAGCAGCAUUGGAGCCAGCCCGGGCGUCAUUUUUGGCGCCCUGCCUGGAUGCUUUACAACUACUACUAGCUCGCACCAGCCACCGUUUAACCCGAUGGGCGGGCAAAACUUGGCCAACUCGGCAGUGGUCAACAACUUGGCAAACAACUCGUCAAGUAGCGGAAAUAAUUCAACAAAUGUCAAUGGCGGACCACCACCGACA
Rhagoletis zephyria (snowberry fruit fly) is the source of this 740-nucleotide messenger RNA. The record is from RefSeq and is a predicted model, not a curated record. NCBI's taxonomy places the organism in Eukaryota, Metazoa, Arthropoda, Insecta, Diptera, Tephritidae.